Molecule: messenger RNA, 735 nt
Organism: Gracilinanus agilis (Agile Gracile Mouse Opossum)
Lineage: Eukaryota; Metazoa; Chordata; Mammalia; Didelphimorphia; Didelphidae
Product: splicing factor U2AF 35 kDa subunit-like
Exons: 2
Coding region: 1-735 (244 amino acids)
Biological process (GO): mRNA splicing, via spliceosome
Cellular component (GO): spliceosomal complex; U2AF complex
Molecular function (GO): pre-mRNA 3'-splice site binding; metal ion binding
Source: RefSeq, a predicted model, not a curated record
AUGGCUGAGUAUUUGGCCUCCAUUUUCGGCACAGAAAAAGACAAAGUAAACUGUUCAUUUUAUUUCAGAAUUGGAGCUUGUCGUCAUGGAGACAGAUGUUCCAGGUUGCACAAUAAACCAACCUUUAGCCAGACUAUUGUCCUCUUGAACAUUUACCGUAACCCUCAAAACUCUUCCCAGUCUGCUGACAGUUUGAACUGUGCAGUGAGUGAUGUCGAAAUGCAAGAACUCUAUGAUGAAUUUUUUGAGGAGGUUUUUACAGAAAUGGAAGAAAAGUAUGGCGAAGUUGAGGAGAUGAAUGUUUGUGAUAACCUUGGGGAUCAUCUUGUAGGAAACGUAUAUGUAAAGUUUCACCGUGAAGAAGAUGCAGAAAAGGCUGUCAUUGACUUAAGCAAUCGCUGGUUUGAUGGAAAGCCAAUUCAUGCAGAGCUUUCACCUGUGACUGACUUCAGAGAAGCUUGCUGUCACCAAUAUGAAAACGGAGAAUGUUUGAGAGGAGGCUUCUGUAACUUUAUGCAUCUGAAACCCAUUUCUAGAGAACUACAGUGGGAGUUGUAUGAGCGUCGUCGCAAGAAGAAUAGGUCCCGAUCAAGAUCUCGUGAAUUUCUUUCUAGAUCAAGAGAUCAUGUGUGUGGUGGUGGAGGUGGCGGUGGUGAUGGUGGUGCCAGUCUUAGUGGUGGAAGGGUGCGUGAUAGGAGGCAGUCAAGAGAUUAUGAAAGAUCUGGUAGAUACUGA